Candidula unifasciata is the source of this 1107-nucleotide messenger RNA. The record is from the annotation of a GenBank genome assembly. NCBI's taxonomy places the organism in Eukaryota, Metazoa, Mollusca, Gastropoda, Stylommatophora, Geomitridae.
AUGACAUCAAUACUUGUGUUCGACACACCCUAUGUGCCCAUAAAUCUAUCGGUGCCAGCCUGGCUAAUAUCUGCCCUUAACUAUUCCAACACAGCGCAUCCUUCACAAGUCAACGACAGCCAAGUUACAGAAGUCUUCAAGGCGGCAAUCGAUGCAUUAAAUUCCUACGCGGUUCCGGUUAUCUGUGUGUUAGGGAUCAUUGGGGACAUCACUUCGUUCCUGGUGUUUGUGUGUACAUCGUUUCGUUACCAACCAUGCAGCCAAUACCUCGCGGCCUUGACUUUUGUUGACACGUUGUUCUUAUUUUCGCAGCUGAUUAGCUCAAUGAUGACGUUUUUUCCCGCGUUAGCCUUGGCUCCUGGCUACUGCAAUGUCAUGGUCUAUAUGUCCUACGUCUGCAGCUUCCUGUCUGCUUGGUAUGUGGUGUUCAUGAUGAUUGAAAGGUAUAUCGCCGUCUGCCAUCCGUUCAGGACAUCGGCUAUUAGUAAUAAGAAGAAAUCCAUUGUCCUAGUGGCAGCCAUGAUGGUUUUGUCUCUAAUGCUGUACUCCCAUAGUGUCUUUACAACUUCCAAAUCGACACAGGGCAACCCGUGCGAGGUUUCUAGAGACUAUUAUGACUUUAUAAGCAUCUUCACCUAUGUUGAUGCUAUAUUAGUUUUUGUUAUACCCUUUCUAGCUAUCGUUUGUUUAAACUUGAGAAUAAUUUUCACCGUUAGGAAGUUUCGUUUGCAGCACAAUCGUUUAAACCAUAGCAUCAGGAGACUGCAGCGAUAUCACAAUGCAGACAAGACGUUAAGCCUGGCCCAGGUCAGGUCAACUAAGAUGUUGGUGUGGGUCUCAAGUAUAUUCAUCCUCCUUCACUUGCCUAGUUACGUGGCUCGCCUCUAUGGCCUUGUUCUACAAAAACUCCAAGGUGGUAACAUCAGUGAAAGCAGUCGAUUCAGAUUUAUGGUGGCACAGCACAUCUGCCAGUUCUUAUACUACCUCAAUUUUGCAAUUGACUUUAUAGUGUACGUUAUGAGUAGUAAUAACUUUAGACGUAAUGUGAGUCGAUCAGUAAAGAACAUACGUCAGUGUAAAUUUCAGUGCCAUUGUGAGUAUAAAUAA